UUGCAGGGAAUACUAUAAAGAAUGGAUUUGUUAAAAAAGCUGGGAAUGAUGAAAAAGGAGGCGAACAAUGAAUGUAUUCCAUUGAGAACAAAGCUGGAAAAGAUUAAUAAAGUGCAAGAUGCCAUUGGGCCGGAAACCAGCGGAAUAUUCAGACAGGCAUCAUUUGGAACUUGCGACCAACAAUAUAAAUCAUCGUUUUCGUCACUCCAUAAUAUCUUUGCACGCUCUUUGAGCAAUAGGUCGGGUGGCAUCGGAAGUUUAUUCACACGCAAAAUGGCGACCAGUGUAAGUCCUCCGUGUCCGUGGCCGAAUAGUCAAGAUGAUUAUGAAAUUCGGGAUGUUAUUGGGGUUGGAGCCACAGCUGUUGUAUAUUCAGCUCUCUGUAAGCCUCGUAAUGAAAAGUGUGCAAUCAAAAGAAUUAACUUAGAGAAAUGGAACACAUCCAUGGAUGAACUGCUUAAAGAAAUACAGGCUAUGUCCAGUUGCAAUCAUGUUAAUGUGGUCACAUAUUACACAAGUUUUGUUGUCAAUGAUGAGCUGUGGUUGAUUUUGAGGCUUUUGGAAGGUGGCAGUUUGCUCGAUGUUAUAAAACAUAAGAUGAAAGUUACAAAUUGCAAGCAUGGCGUUUUCGAUGAGGCUACAAUUGCCACUGUACUGAAGGAAGUGUUGAAAGGACUGGAAUAUUUCCACAGCAACGGACAGAUUCAUAGGGAUAUAAAAGCGGGUAACAUCUUACUGGGUGAGGAUGGAACUGUGCAAAUAGCUGAUUUCGGUGUGUCCGCCUGGCUGGCUACGGGCAGGGACCUCUCCAGGCAGAAGGUUAGGCACACGUUCGUUGGUACCCCGUGUUGGAUGGCCCCCGAGGUUAUGGAACAGGAUCACGGUUACGAUUUCAAAGCAGAUAUAUGGUCGUUUGGAAUCACCGCAAUAGAAAUGGCGACGGGCACGGCUCCCUACCACAAAUAUCCACCGAUGAAAGUGUUGAUGCUUACCCUUCAAAAUGAUCCACCAAAUUUAGAUACAGGUGCCGAUGAAAAAGAGCAAUAUAAAAUAUACGGGAAGACCUUCCGGAAAAUGAUUGUCGAUUGUCUACAAAAGGAUCCAUCAAAGCGACCAUCCGCAACGGAGCUGUUGAAACACCCUUUCUUCAAGAAGGCCAAAGACAAGAAGUAUUUGACACAGACAUUGGUUGCAAUUGGGCCUAGUAUGGAAACUAGAGUUCACAAGGCGAGCAAGCGGCAGCCGGGCACGUCCGGCCGGCUGCACCGUACGGUGACCGGCGAGUGGGUGUGGAGCGAGGAGGAGGAGGAGGGGGGGGAGGUGGCGGCGGACUCGGACGAGGAGGUCGCCGACAAGAGGCCCAUGAACGAGCUGCUGAGGGACGACUCGAGCGCCAGCGAUAACGAUGAGGAUCAAUUGCCACCGAUAGAAAUGAAGGAACUCCCCGCAACGAUUGAACCACCAACUGAACCACAAACUAUCAAUUUAGUUUUAAGACUAAGGAACGCGCGCCGCGAGCUGAACGACAUACGCUUCGAGUUCAUAACCGGUCGCGACACGAGCGAGGGUAUCGCCGCGGAGCUAGUCGGCGCGGGGCUGGUGGGCGCGGCCGACGCGGCGCCCAUCGCCACCAACCUCGCGCGCCUGCUGAUGCGGCCGGCAGCCAAGACUGUCACCUUCCACCUGAACUCAAUCCCACCUAACGAGCAGUUUGACGAGAAGUCAUUGGUAGGGUUCGCCCAAAUAUCCAUUGUCUCGGAGUGAUGCGACGUCCUGUUGUACGCGCGAUGGUGCUUACCGUAUUCUAUUUUAUUUCGCCAAUUAUGAACAUGUAUUAUUGUAUCUGUUUCGCUUUUUAUGUCGAAAGUUAUUUUUAUUGAUUUUCCCUAUGUUUAUUGCUAUUAAAUGAAUACUUCAUUUGAAUUUAUUGUCAUAUGAAUAAGAGUCAUACUCAAAGGCAAAUAAUGAUGAAAAGGGAAAAUUUGAGAAAUUGAUUCAAAUGUGUAUAGUGAUUUGAUAAUAUUUUCAUCGUCGGAGUACAGUCAGACAUGGAUUCUAUGUUCUGUUAUACUAAGAAUUGUAAUCGUCUGUAAUUGGAUUUUUUUUAUGAUAAGUAUCCUACAUUGUGAAUGUUGUCAUCGUUUAAUUGUUUAGAAUUUGUUAGAAUACACGUUUUUUUUACCGAAAAAGGAGUGAGGAGAUUUGAAGAGUUAAGAGAAUCUAUUUAUUUAUACCAUUAAAUAAAUAGAUUUUCCUAUACAAGCGAAAUAAAUGUAAUAUAUAAUACAUGUUCAAAUUGUCUGUAGUGUUAGUAUGCGGCUGUGCCGUGGCCUCAGAUUGUAGUUACUAUUGCUAGAUGCAAUUUGAUUGCAGGGAAAAUUGUAUACCGUUAUAGCCAUUUGAUUUUAUUCUAAUCAAUUACUUCAUGUAAAAAUACUUUCAAAUUUAGAAAACAACAUGGUUUGGCAAAUUUUACUAGUUCUACCUUUAUUUUAUUUCAUUAAAUUUUUAACUAAGGAAUCCUAAUUGCAUAUUAGAAAUUUAAUUGUUUAAGUCAUGUAUCUCAUCUAAAAUGAGGUGACCAUUCAAAGAGUGGUGGCUAACAAUGCUGCACAUCAAAUUUUAUCCUAGAUAAUAAUUUUGUCUACCAUUAAACUGAGAAUCUCGUAUACUUAGAUUUUUCAGUAUGAAUUUUAGAUAAAAAUGUUUAAUGUAGACUAACUAACUUGUAGUAAAUUAAUGGCUAUAACAAAAAUUCACUAUAGCAUUUCUGUGUUGCGAGUAAUGCGUUAACACGCAGUACGUAUACAUUCCUUUUUGUAAUUUAACUGCGAAUACUACUAAAUAGUGGCGGAUUUACCCAUAAGCCGAGUAUUGAGUAGGAGUUUGUUUUAAUGUCUAAAAGAAGUUAAAUAUUCCCAGACUAAAUGAUGAUGUCUGUAAGUCGUUCACGCAAGAAAAGAAACAAAUUUGAUCUGGAUACAGUUUGAAUAGAGAUAUAAAAAACGUAAUACAUAGUAUAAAGAGUUCGCUUGAUCCAUACAAGCGAAUUGUGAAGAAUUUAUUACGAUACCUAGUUCAAAGCAUUAAUAUUCUUCUGGCAGCCAAUAAUUUCUAAUUCCGUCACUGUUGAAAAAAUCGAAGACCGAAAAAAAAAAACAGUUUCACGUUUAAAACUGGAACGUCGUUAUAUUUAAGCCAAUCGCAUUUAGGCGCGAAGAUACUUCGAUUCUAUUGGCCGAUUGCUUUUGGGUUACUAUUACUGCCAACUGAUCAACAGUUCUUUGUCCGAACUACGGAAAAUUGGAACAGUUGACGAUAUUUAGAAAUGUUACGUGUGUUUUUUUAUUCUACAGACGUUACGAAACUAUGAACGUGUAAGUCCCUGCAAAAAAUACGCGCUUCUAAACUAAGAAUAUAAUUUAUUACACAGAUAGAUGUAGAAACGUUCACACAGUAGCACAGACGCCCUCGGUGAUCAAAUGUUAUUUUAUAUGGGCGUUAGAACAGUAGCAACUUCCAGGUUAUAUUAUAGACUAUAAACGGAUAGAUAUAGUGAGAAACGAGACAUGGAUCGACCGAUUUGGCAUGUUUCUUGGAUCAUAGUCAUUGUUAUAAUAUUAUCGGCUAUAAUUGAUAGUUCAAUAAAGAUUACGUCCGGUUAUAUCAAAGAAUUUGUACUAAAAGAAAACGUGUGCGUGUCGAAACACCUGUCAGACGUGAUAUCUUAGGCUAAUCUUACGCUAUGCGGAGAAAAAGAGAAGGCAGACAGAAUGGCGUCGUGACGCGUUACGUAACGAAGGGGUUUAUCCUCCCUUAAAGUGAUGAGGAGUUAUCACUUCAAAACUGUAUCUAGGAAUUUUGCAAUAGGUUGCCAAAUUUUUAAAUUCUGUCUAAGUUUUGAUUAAAAAAAAAUAAAAUCUUUGAACAAUGAAAAUUUAGACUGAAUUAGAGAAUAUUUAACUUAUUUUUAUAUAUGAAAAUUAACCGGGCGAAAUUAUGCAGUUUCCAUAAUAUUGGAAUAGGGCUUGAUUGUGCCGAACCAAAGAUCUUGAUUUACUUAAGAUUCUAGUGCUUAUACAUUAUGUUGCGUAUUAUGUGAGGUUUAAUAUUGUUUGAUUUUUAAUAUAUUUACGAAUUUAUUUAGCUUUGCGACGAUUGUGAAUGGUUGCGUAUUAUUAAUACGUAUUUUGAAUUCAUCCAGAAUAGGCAAUUUUUUUAUAAACAAUGUAAAUGAAGAUAGAAUUUCAAAUAUGAAAUUUUUAUUAUUAGAUACUAUAUAACAUUAACACCCAUAUAAGAAAACGUUUCUUUUUAAAUUCAAUUUAAACCAUUUUUCGAAUUAGUUGGUUUAAAGGACCCGUUACAUAAUUAUAUCCAUGUUGUUUAUAAAUUUCAUUGAAAUAAGUUUAAUUCGAACACAGUUCGUCAAAAACGAGUUCAAAAUACGUAUUUGUAAUACACAAAUAAUUCUUUUUAAAUUGUUACUAGAGAGAGUUUUUAUAUAUAAUUUAACGAUCGAAUAAGAAUAUUUAAUAGUCGUAUAUUAAGUAAAAAAUUAUAAAAAUUGUACCGGGAUUAUCAUUUAUUUUGUUAUUUUAAUAAUUUUUAUAUUGUGACGAAUUUUAAAUCUCAAUUAUUGUAAUUCCGAAUUUAUUCACUCCUAACGUUGUAGUGAUGGGUGUGAAUGGUAUGUUUAUAAUUUUAUCGAAAAAUCUCAUCUACAUAUUGUUAUUUUUAUAUGAAGAAAUUGAAAACUGAAUUGUUCACCUAUGUGGUACAAAAUAAUUUAAGAAUUUAAGUUUUAUCAGAAUUCGGGAUCUUUUACAUAAUAUUGACACCUUAUUUAUCGUAUAUUUUGUUUGCAAUAUUACAAAUUUAUCAUAGGUAUUAAUAAAGUAUGAUUGACGCUAAAAACCUGAAGGUAUAAACGUAUUUUUCUUAAGUAAAUAGCACGAUAAUCAAUGUUGGUUAUCUUUAAAUGUAAUUUAAUUUUUGUUCAUACUAAUAUACUGUUUUAUGAUGAAAAAGGCAUUAGCAAUUUAUGUUUUUUAGUAUUAUUCUAUGUUCAAAAAUUUGUCUAACUUCUAUUUGUCAAAAACUAUGUGUUUUUAUUAUUGUCUCAUUCAAUAUUUCACGUUAUUAAGAAUUUAGAGAAUUUGCCUUCUAUAAGAUAUAUUAUUUGCGUCUAGACAUAUAUAAUAUUAAAAAAUCCAUAUUUAUCUUUUGCAUCACAGUCAUAUCAGGGACUGUUGGACUAGGUUCUAUACUCUUCGAUCUUAAGAUCAAUGCAUGUCUUCUGGCCUUUUUAACAGAAUAGUGUCAAAUAUGCGAAUAUAUAUUAAUCGAGCAGUGAAACCUAAUGCAUGUGCCCUAUGGGGUGGGGUAUGCCCCAUAGAGGACACGGGACUUAACAAUCCAAUAAUGACUUCCAAUAUUUUUUAGAAACACAUCAGUUAGAAUAUGUAGAGUCAGCAUUUUUUUUAAAUAACUCCGAUACGCCUAGUUAUACUUUUCGUAGACUGAUCAAUCUUUUGAGGUCUUUUAGUAAAUAAAUUAUUGAAUAGUUAAAAAGAAAAUCAAUCAAAUUGAGCAUAUUACACCAUUUGGCCAUUCCUUAUUUUUCUUUAAUAAAGAUAAUUGGAGGGAACUUUUAGGACUAGCUUUUUAAACUAGCUUUGUGAAAUUGAGAGCAUUUUUAGUAGUUUCUCUUGUGAUUUGUGAGUUAUAAGGAUUUAGCAAUCAGAAUAUCGACACUGACCCCAGUAGCAUAGCGUUUGUAUAGUAUGGAUAUAAUCGAAAGUAUAUAUUUUUGUAACAACACUAUCUUUCUAUAUAUCUCGUUUUAUAGCUUAUAUAUUAAAUACAUUGACAAUAUUUUCAUAGUGCAUUAUAACGUUUAGGUGUUAAAUUAGUUAAUAUUCGUAAUGUGUGAAAAGUACAUGUCAUUCGUGAUGCGAAUGAAUGGAAAGGUAAUAAGGAAAAGAUAAGGGAGGAAUCGACAUAUGUAUUAAUUUGUGCUUUUAAAUGUGACUAUAUUUACAUGAUACGAUAUGUCGUAACGAUCAUAGUUUAGUAUCACAUCGGACAUAUCUGAGAUCCAUCCACACAUUAUCUUAAUUACAUCGUCUAUUGUUCGUCAUCUUCCUUUAUUAUAUUAACAAUUUUAGGGUGUUCUUGAGGUUUUAAGGCUAAUCGCAAAUCUUUCGACUUACCACGAUUUCGAAUAGUAUGUAAUCGAUGGUAUAUUUGUACAAAAUAAGACGAUUGGGCCGAACAAAGAAUUGAUAAUGCUGGAAUUUUAUUAUAGUGAGUAAAGCGAUUUUAAAUUUCUAUAUCAACCAUUGGUCUGUCCGCGUAUCCUUUUCGUUAACCUGACCAGUCCAUCAAUCUUUUCCUUAACCCUUAUCCACUAAAGUUGACAAUCCAUUUGGUCAGACAUAGCCUCUCGAAUGUUAAUGGGCAGUGCUGGUCGCUUACCAUCAGGCUCCAAAGUUGUGACAAGCCAGCUAGUUAGCUACCUUUCCCUCGCAUGUUCGCUUACGGAAAAUUAUUAGGCACAAUAUGCAUAAAUUGGGUUACGUUGAAUUAUUUUUAAUUGUGAAACCCAAUACUGUAUUUUUAAGUUUUCAUUCACUAAAAGUUUGUUUUUUUAUUGGUUAAACAAACAGCCGCAAUGCCAUGUACAUUUCGAUUUGAAUUGUGUAUUGGCUCUUAUAAUAUCGUCAAUUUUCUAUAUCAUAAGCGUAAGUAAACUAGAAAUAUUAAAUUCAACUAGCAUUACAUUAUUUAGCGCGACUAUUAUAUCGUACGUGUAACGUCAUAUUGAUUAAUUCGUCAAAUAGUAAAUCUGAGAUAGUAGGAUACGGUUACCAUUGUAAUAUUAAAGUUUCGUGGGCAUCUGUUGGAUUGAUAUAUACUAAACGAAUCAAUAGACAUAACAAGUAUUUCAAUCUGCAGAUGUGUGGUGAUAUAUAGAAACUUCCGUCUGAUUUCUGACUUUAUGAUUAUAUAAGCGCUUUGCAACGAAUAGGCGAACGUUACGUGUGAAGGUAAUCGAAGAUCGUUUAAGGUGUUAAGGCAAAAUUAUUGCAUUGAUACACCUCACACUUACUACCACAAUAAUGUCUUGAACUUCAAUGGUAUUUUGUUAUUGUUUGUGUAUAUUUUGCUAGCGUCAUUUUAUAUCUAUUAAAUUUCGGUAUAUUCUUGCGCCUGGAUGACUCCGAUGUAAGCGAAAACAUGGCAUGAAAUUGAUAAUUGACAAUACUUUAUACAUUUCAUAGUUUUGAUGGCUGUGAGGAUAUCAAGAUGUAGGUGUAGUUAAGUGAAAUUUGUCUAUUUGGCGGAUCUUUUGCAAAUUGUUAAAUAUCACUUUCAUCCAUUGAUGUUGUGCACGGGCGGAGUCAAUUUAUUAAAGUAACACUACAAAAACGACAUAAUGUGUGAACAUAUGAUAGUUUCUUUGUAAUUAGUAAUGAUUUUGGGGCCAUUCUAGUUACAAGAAAUGAUCCCCUAACGCCCGCCCUGGCUACGCCCGUGAUGCUAUCCUUAAUCGCAACGCGUGAUAAAACAUAUGCAUUUUCAGCAUUCACAAACGAUUCCUUAAUUUUAAACGACUGUUUUAGUUGUAGAUUUAACGGUUGCAUAAAAUUGAGAUAUACGAUAUACGGUGUGUAGGCUCCGACUCUAAAAUGUGAUCUUUAAAUAAUGUGAUGUUUCAGGGUGCACUAAACCGUAGCUUGGCUUCGUUUUAUGACCAUAUUGGAAUGUUCGUACAUCAUGUGGGUAACUUGUAAAUGUUAAAUGUAAUGUUGUUAUGUUGUAAUCAUUCGUAGGAACAAAAUAUGCUGUUUGUUUUGUUGCCGAAUCUAUAUCUAUCUGUUAAUUACUCUGAUUUGGUAUAUUUUUUCCAUAAAUAAUCAUAAUAUUUUGCCAUGUUUUGGUUAAGUGCACUCUUAAUAAAUAGCCAUAUGUAAGAAAUGACUAGAUUUAAUGUCAAAACUGGAUGUGUCUACAGUAUUUUCAACUUUUAACAUAAUUUUCGUAGUAUAAUUACAAUUGCAUAGAGCAUAGAGAAUACGUUCUAAUUGUAAACGAGCAUUUACUUGUGUGUCACAUAACGUCAUUUAAACGAGUCUCGUGAAUGUAUGUUAUAUUGUAUUGUAAUAUAGGUUUAGGGUCGUUGCGCACUACCAGUUUUAUCCAAGUGCACACAAACGAUCUGAUGGAAGCUUUGGUGAAAUUGCGCUAGUGCAUGAAAAUCCUUGUAAAUUUUUAUUUCUCAUAAUAUAUUCCAUUCCUAUUUAUAUCGAACGUAACUAUUUUACCUCAUUGUGUGCUAAACGGAAAUUCUAUUGUUUUAAUUUAUGUCCCACCACCCCACUGAUAUAUUUCUAUUCGCUUUUUAUUUACGAAGGCCUCAACCUGAAAUUUAGAUCAGGAGUUAUUUAUAAAGGUCUGCGGUACUUAAAGUGGUUGUGGCAAAAAUAAUGUAUGUUAUAUCAUAUUAUAUGUAGCUUCGAUCAAUAAUUUUAUGUAUACAUAAAUUUGGUGUUUAAUAUUAAUUGUAAUUGAUUAUAAAAAUUCUGCAAACCCUUCAGGCUGUAUUCGUUUCGUGCAUGUACUUAUUUGGGAAUUGAUGUGUCUUAGCCUUAUUUGUAAGUGAAUGGUAAUUAUAAAUAAACAUUUGAUAAAACUGA
Molecule: messenger RNA, 8702 nt
Organism: Zerene cesonia (dogface butterfly)
Lineage: Eukaryota; Metazoa; Arthropoda; Insecta; Lepidoptera; Pieridae
Product: serine/threonine-protein kinase OSR1-like
Exons: 13
Coding region: 22-1764 (580 amino acids)
Biological process (GO): protein phosphorylation
Molecular function (GO): ATP binding; protein serine/threonine kinase activity
Source: RefSeq, a predicted model, not a curated record